AAAUGUCACGUGAAAUAAAAGCUUUUCCCACAAAUCUUGCAGUCAUGUACGUAGUAAUGUCAUUAUUUCGUUGAUCGUCGUAGUUCGGUGUGGCAGAAACCUGUUGAUUAAUCAUUCCAUAUAUUAAGUAAGAGCUAGCAAGUAACUCCACACAUACGCACAUACCAAAAUGUCCAACUUGAAAAAAUUCGCUGACGAGGAACGCGAGUCCAGAUAUGGCCGCGUUUAUGCUGUCUCGGGUCCUGUCGUCACCGCCGAGUGCAUGUCUGGCUCUGCUAUGUACGAAUUGGUGCGUGUGGGCUACUAUGAAUUGGUGGGAGAAAUUAUCCGUCUGGAAGGUGACAUGGCCACAAUUCAGGUUUACGAAGAAACCUCUGGUGUCACUGUCGGAGAUCCUGUGUUGCGUACCGGCAAGCCCUUGUCCGUUGAAUUGGGCCCCGGUAUUAUGGGCAGCAUUUUUGACGGUAUCCAGCGUCCACUGAAAGACAUCAACGAAUUAACCAGUUCCAUUUACAUUCCUAAGGGUGUCAAUGUACCCUGCUUGUCCCGCACUAUUGGCUGGGAAUUCAAUCCCCUUAAUAAUAUAAAGGUUGGCUCACACAUCACUGGAGGUGAUCUUUAUGGCCUGGUUCAUGAAAACACUUUGGUUAAGCACAAAAUGAUUGUGGCACCCCGUGCCAAGGGUACUGUGCGCUACAUUGCUCCCGCUGGCAAUUAUCAUUGUGAUGAUGUUGUCUUGGAGACCGAGUUCGAUGGUGAGGUCACCAAACACACUAUGUUGCAGGUGUGGCCUGUGCGUCAACCACGUCCAGUAGCUGAGAAAUUGCCCGCCAACCAUCCCUUGUUGACUGGUCAGCGUGUCUUGGAUUCUCUGUUCCCCUGUGUACAAGGUGGUACCACUGCUAUUCCCGGUGCCUUCGGUUGUGGCAAAACUGUAAUUUCUCAAGCCUUGUCCAAAUACUCCAACUCUGAUGUUAUCAUCUACGUCGGUUGUGGUGAACGUGGUAAUGAGAUGGCUGAAGUAUUGGGUGAUUUCCCCGAAUUGUCCGUCGAAAUUGAUGGCGUUACCGAGUCUAUCAUGAAACGUACCGCUUUGGUUGCAAAUACCUCAAACAUGCCUGUGGCUGCUCGUGAAGCUUCCAUUUACACUGGUAUCACUUUGUCCGAAUACUUCCGUGAUAUGGGUUACAAUGUCUCUAUGAUGGCUGAUUCCACCUCCCGUUGGGCCGAAGCUCUUCGUGAAAUUUCUGGUCGUUUGGCUGAGAUGCCUGCCGAUUCUGGCUACCCUGCCUACUUGGGUGCUCGUUUGGCUUCCUUCUACGAACGUGCUGGCCGUGUCAAGUGUUUGGGUAACCCCGAACGCGAAGGUUCUGUGUCCAUUGUCGGCGCUGUCUCUCCUCCUGGUGGUGAUUUCUCUGAUCCCGUCACCUCUGCCACCCUGGGUAUUGUCCAAGUGUUCUGGGGUUUGGAUAAAAAAUUGGCUCAGCGCAAACAUUUCCCCUCCAUUAAUUGGUUGAUUUCCUAUUCGAAAUACAUGCGUGCUUUGGAUGAUUUCUAUGACAAGAACUUCCAGGAAUUCGUGCCAUUGCGUACUAAGGUAAAGGAAAUCUUGCAAGAAGAAGAGGAUUUGUCCGAAAUUGUGCAAUUGGUCGGUAAAGCAUCGUUGGCCGAAACCGAUAAGAUCACCUUGGAAGUUGCCAAAUUAUUGAAGGAUGAUUUCUUGCAACAGAACUCCUACUCUUCAUAUGACAGAUUCUGCCCCUUCUACAAGACUGUGGGCAUGUUAAGAAACAUUAUUGCCUUCUAUGACAUGGCUCGUCACUCAGUGGAAUCCACUGCUCAGUCCGAAAACAAAAUCACCUGGAAUGUUAUACGCGAGGCUAUGGGUAACAUCAUGUACCAAUUGUCAUCUAUGAAAUUCAAGGAUCCCGUUAAGGAUGGCGAGGCUAAAAUCAAGGCCGAUUUCGAUCAACUACACGAAGAUUUGCAACAAGCCUUCAGAAAUUUGGAAGACUAGAUGCCCAUCACCAUGGUCACCAACUUGUGUGUAGUGUAGCAAGAUUCCCUGUCUUUUUGUGGUUGGAAAUUCACAUUCAUCCUCAGUAUUCCCAAAACUAUUGUCAACCCCCACUUAACAUUUCAGUACUUGUUGUUAACUUUGUUACAAAAGUCCUCCUUUAUAUAAUCUUAUGAAUUACGUUUAUAUUUACACAAAAAAAAAAGAAACACAGAAGCUUGGCAAGUUAACAGCUGCUGCUGGCAACCUACUUUUUCCCCGUAGAACUAUGGCUUUUGUAGGUGGAGAAGAUGUUUUCCCGGAAAACGUUUUUUUUUUCUUAGUUGUUUGUAAAAGCUUUAGGUUGCCCCGCCACAAUUCCACUUAAAAUGUUUAUAAUAUUUUUAUUGUUGUUUAUCUCUUUAAUUCCUAUUUAAUUUCUGUUUUUGUCAAAUUUUUUGUUAUUCAAUGUUGUACAAAAACAACAAAAACAGUGUUUUUUCUCUUCAUGCAUGUACUAUAUAUUAUUUAGAAUCAAUCACCAUUAUACUUAAUAAUUAUUGUAAAGAGAAAAGAAUGGAAAUGAAAAUGAAAAUGAAAAUAUACAAACUUAGGUAAUGUAAGGAAAUUGAUCUUAUCUCUACUCCUACGUGUUGUGGAUGACAGAAAGAGUAGUACAAUCAAACAUGAAAUUAUCCACGUGAGUUGGAAUUAAUCGAAUUGUGAUGAAUUGUUGUUGUUGGAGGCCUUCAGACAGCAGGCUUGCCAUAUACAUGGACAGGUGUUAAUUAUUGUUGAGCAGAAAACGUUAAGUAAUCUAAGAUGGAGGCGGGUAUUGGGCUACGUUUAUCACUUGGUAACACAGUGGUGCAUAAAGAUAAGAAAUGGAUGUGUGAAAAGGGGGUGUUAAUAUAAAGGCCUGUAUCACAUUA
Messenger RNA from Stomoxys calcitrans (stable fly), 2928 nucleotides. RefSeq names its product V-type proton ATPase catalytic subunit A. The transcript has 5 exons. Gene Ontology annotation, molecular function: proton-transporting ATPase activity, rotational mechanism; ATP binding; ATP hydrolysis activity. Bases 170 to 2017 code for a protein of 615 amino acids. Lineage: Eukaryota; Metazoa; Arthropoda; Insecta; Diptera; Muscidae. Gene Ontology annotation, biological process: proton transmembrane transport; ATP metabolic process. The record is from RefSeq and is a predicted model, not a curated record. Gene Ontology annotation, cellular component: lysosomal membrane; proton-transporting V-type ATPase, V1 domain.